UGUCUUUUUGAGACUAUAGAUGCACUCACAUAUGCAUAGCCUACUACGGUUCAUGUGGAACUGUUGGCUGCUCGUGCUGCUGGGUUGAAUCCAGCUCAGUGAGAGCUCAGCAUGUGUGAAAGUGAAGCUGACUCGUGCUUUUUAGCAGCACAAACACACGCAAUAAUAUAGCAUGAAAAAUCAUGUUACGUCAGUAAAAUAUGUGCACAAGAACAAUAUCCAACAAUAUGCAGUAACAGCCUAAAAUCAAUAAUAAAACGUUAUUUUCUGCUUUCCGUAAAAAAUAUUCACGAGCUCAGGAAAACAAAAAAGUUGUUUAGGCUAUUUGUGUCAUUUUUUAACUAAACCAAAUUAAAAACCUUUUAUUUUUUUAGUUUGACACAUUGCGAUGCUAUUUAGCCUAUCACACGUAAUAAAUCAAUCACACAUAAUAAAAAUCACGCAAAAUAAUUUUGCUUGAGUUUGCAGUAAUGUGAGUAAGAUUGAGUGGGAUUCUGCAGAUCAGUGAGUGCGCGUGACGUCACAGCGGUCCCCUGGAGAUCGUAGGCUAUUGAGACUGCGCGCGCAGGAUGCUGAGCUGCUGCAUUUAAACAGUAUGGACAGCUCUAUUUCGCCAACCUUGCAUGUAUUUCAGCAUAUAUAAAGAGCACAAGUCUGUCACUGCGAAAGAAAACGCAUCAGUCUAGCUAUGGAGCGUCUUCUUCAUUCACCUGGCAGGACACGGGAUGAGUACCGGCAUCAGGCGGCGCGUCCUUCAUCACAGCUGCUCUCGAGGAGUGCGUUUACCUUUGGGUCGACAACACAACCGAGAGGACAUGAAUUCGGGCAUGAUAGUUUAGAUGUUUCAAACGUAUUGGCAGGUGGGAUGAGGAAAACGAGUGAGAAAGAGUUACUGCAGGGGCUCAAUGACCGCUUUGCCGGAUUCAUCGAGAAGGUUCAUCACCUGGAGAACCACAACAGAGCCCUGGAGAGAGAGAUUGAGAUUAUUAGACACACGGCCAAAUCCUCCACCUCUCUGUCUAAAGAGUAUGAAUCUGAACUGGACGACCUGAGGCGACAGGCUCGUGAGGUGAGCCUUCAAAAGCAUCAGAUAGAGAUCACACGUCAAAACCUGGAGGAUGAGUUCAACACUUUACGGGGCAGGUACGAUAAAGAGACUCGUGACCGAGCUGAUGCUGAGGAAAAAAUCUCAGUGAUGAAGAAAUGCAUCAAUGAGGCAAAUUUAGCCAAACAAGAGAUGGACAGGAAAGCAAAAGCACUUGAAGGCGAGAUCGGCUUCUUGCAGUCAAACCAUGAGAGUGAGGUAACAGAGUUAAUGGUGCAGAUUCAGGACAGUCAGGUGACAGAAAAGCGUGAUUUUGGUAUUAGUGAUGUCACUGCGGCUCUGAGGGACAUCAGGGUGAAGCUCGAAGGUCACACCGCUUCUGACACCCGAUACAUCGAAGAGCGCUAUCGCAAACAGCUCGGCAAACUGACUAAAAGUGCUGAGGUAAACAGAGAAGCACUCAUGGCCACUAAAGCAGAGAUAAAUGAACACAGAAGACAACUGCAGUCCAAAAACAUUGAGCUCGACUCUGUGAAAGGUGUGAGAGAAGCUUUGGAGAAGCAACUUUAUGAUCUUGAGCAGCGACACAAUGCUGAAAUCCACCAUUAUCAGGACACAAUAAGAGAGCUGGACUUCGAGCUAAAAAAUGCUAAAUAUGAAAUGAGCAGCCAUCUCAGAGAGUACCAGGAUCUUCUCAAUGUGAAAGUGGCACUAGAUGCUGAAAUUUAUUCAUACAGACAACUUUUGGAAGGUGAAGAGUCGAGGUACUCUACAGUCUCAGAUGCAGGCAUUUCAGUACCAUACAUUUACAGGCAGUCACCCAUCUAUACUCUCCCUUGCGUCAAAAGACAGGGGGGAGGUCGCAAAGCAGAGCCUCAGUACAAAUUUGUUGAAGAGAUUAUUACAGAGACAACCAGAGAAGAUGUGGAGAUAUCAGACACUGGGUCUGACAAGACCGGGGAGGGUGACAUGCCAGAGGAGGAAACCAGUGAGAAAGAUAAUGAAGGCGAGACUUUACCAGAAGAUAAUGAUGGAGAACCAGAAGACGGCAGGGAGGACAGCAGAGGUAGCCAAAAAGUAGAGACAGAAGAAACUGAAGUCAAACUGACUGAUAAAAGUGAUGAAGAUACAGAAGACACAGCAGGUGAAAACAUGACAGAUGUUUCUGAGGUACAUGAGGAUAUGGACACUGACUCUACACCAAUUAAAGACAAGUCUCCUACAAAAAACAAAGAUGACAAAAUAGAACCAAAGAGUGCAAAAGAUCUAAAGGAUGACAUGAAGGAGAAAGCAGAAACAGCACAGUCACAUCUAUCUGGACAAGACGAUGUAAAGACAGAAAAAUUAGCUAAAGAGGCAGAGAAAGAGGUCCCAAAAUUAGAUCUGACACAAGAAAAUGAAGUCGCACCGACUGAUAAAAGUGAUGAUGAUACAAAAGACACAGCAGGUGAAAACAUGACAGGUGUUUCUGAGGUACAUCAGGAUAUGGACACGGACUCUACACUAAUUCAAGACAAGUCUCCUACAAAAAACAAAGAUGACAAAAUAGAAACAAAGAGCGCAAUAGAUCUAAAGGAUGACAUGAAGGAGAAAGCAGAAAUAGCACAGUCACAUCUAUCUGGACAAGACGAUGUAAAGACAGAAAAAUUAGCUAAAGAGGCAGAGAAAGAGGUCCCAAAAUUAGAUCUGACACAAGAAAAUGAAGUCGCACCGACUGAUAAAAGUGAUGAUGAUACAAAAGACACAGCAGGUGAACACAUGACAGGUGUUUCUGAGGUACAUCAGGAUAUGGACACGGACUCUACACCAAUUCAAGACAAGUCUCCUACAAAAAACAAAGAUGACAAAAUAGAAACAAAGAGCGCAAUAGAUCUAAAGGAUGACAUGAAGGAGAAAGCAGAAAUAGCACAGUCACAUCUAUCUGGACAAGAUGAUGUAAAGACAGAAAAAAUAGUUAGAGAGGCAGAGAAAGAGGUCCCAAAAUUAGAUAUGACAGAAGAAAAGGAAGUCAAACCGACUGAUAAAAGUGAUGAGGAUACAAAAGACACAGCAGGUGAAAACAUGACAGAUGUUUCUGAGGUACAUCAAGAUAUGGACACUGACUCUACACCAACUCAAGACAAGACUCCUAUAAAAAACAUAGAUAACAAAAUAGAAACAAAGAGCGCAAAAGAUCUAAAGGAUGACAUGAAGGAGAAAUCAGAAACAGCACAGUCACAUCUGUCUGGACAAGAUGAUGUAACCACAGAAAAAUUAGUGAAAGAGGCAGAGAAAGAGGUCCCAAAAUUAGUUAUGACAGAGGAGCUGUCAGUAGUAAUACCAGAAAAAUCUGAUGCUAUACCGGAGGACAAAACAUCUCAGGAGCCACACGAUCCUGAAACAACAGCUCAAGUAAACAAUAAACCCAGUCAGCAGACUGUUGAGGUUGCUUCUCAAGGACCCAAAGAUGAUGGACACAAAGAUGCUGCAGUCAUAGUCAUAUCUCAGGAAUCUAAGACUGCAGACAAAGAGAAAGAAACAACUCCAGAGAAAUCUGUAGAGAUGGACACUCCCACACUGGACCCACAGCCAGCACCCGAAAAUGCUGAGAAUGGACAAAAGACAACUUCUGGACACAAAGAGGACAUGAAGGACAAGAAAAUAAGUUCCCCAGAAAAGGAGAUUACAGGCACUGUCGAAGUAGAAGCUGGAAAAUCUGAGUGUAUGGAUCAAGAGGAUACAAGUAAAAUAACAGUCGAUGAGAAAGAGAAACACCAAGAGGUUCAAUCAAAAAUGGAGGAAAAAGAAGUAAGACUUGAAAAAUCCACCAAAAAAGAAGAGAGCAAAGCUGAUGUACAAAUAGACAGUGUGAAAACUGAAAAGGAAGAAAGUGUCAAUUCAGAAGCAUCAGAAAAAACACAAGAGGAACUUUCAAAAGUCACAGAAUCCAUGAAGGUUGAUGAAACCAUGAAGGCUGAUGAAACCAUGAAGGCUGAUGAAACCAUGAAGGCUGAUGAAACCAUGAAGGUUGAUGAAACCAUGAAGGUUGAUGAAACCAUGAAGGUUGAUGAAACCAAGAAGGUUGAUGAAACUCAGAGUAAUGAAGCCCUAAAAGCCAAGGAACCUGAUGCAAAGCCUGCGCAAAAAGAAACUCAGGAGAGCAAAGUGAAGACACCUGACAAUGCUGAAGCACCUCAUUCUGACAGUGUAAACACUGAAAAGUCAAAGAAACAAGAGGACAGCAAAGACAGCAGCAUUGACUGUGUGAAACCAAGCCAAGGAGAAAUUAAGAAAGUUGAUGAAACCAAGAAGGUUGAUGAAACCAUGAAGGUUGAUGAAACCAAGAAGGUUGAUGAAUCCAAGAAGGUUGAUGAAACCAAGAAGGUUGAUGAAACCAAGAAGGUUGAUGAAUCCAAGAAGGUUGAUGAAACCAAGAAGGUUGAUGAAACCAAGAAGGUUGAUGAAACUCAGAGUAAUGAAGCCCUAAAAGCCAAGGAAUCUGAUGCAAAGCCUGCGCAAAAAGAAAUUCAGGAGAGCAAAGUGAAGACACCUGACAACGCUGAAGCACCUCAUUCUGACAGUGGAAACACUGAAAAGUCAAAGAAACAAGAAGACAGCAAAGACAGCAGCACUGACUGUGUGAAACCAAGCCAAGGAGAAAUUAAGAAGGUUGAUGAAACCAGGAAGGUUGAUGAAACCAGGAAGGUUGAUGAAACCAAGAAGGUUGAUGAAACCAUGAAGGUUGAUGAAACCAAGAAGGUUGAUGAAACCAAAAAGGUUGAUGAAACCAAGAGUGUUGAUGAAACCCAGAGUAAUGAAGCCCUAAAAGCCAAGGAACCUGAUGCAAAGCCUGCGCAAAAAGAAUCUCAGGAGAGCAAAGUGACGACACCUGACAAAGCUGAAGCACCUCAUUCUGACAGUGGAAACACUGAAAAGUCAAAGAAACAAGAGGACAGCAAAGACAGCAGCAUUGACGGUGUGAAACCAAGCCAAGGAGAAACCAAGAAGGUUGAUGAAACCAAGAAGGAUGAUGAAACCAAGAAGGUUGAUGAAACCAAGAAGGUUGAUGAAACCAACAAGGUUGAUGAAACCAUGAAGGUUGAUGAAACCAUGAAGGUUGAUGAAACCAAGAAGGUUGAUGAAACCAAGAAGGUUGAUAAAACGCAGAGUAAUGAAGCCCCUAAAGCCAAGCAACCUGAUGCAAAGCCGGUACAAAAAGAAACUCAAGAGAGCAAAGUGAAAACACCUGACAACGCUGAAGCACCUCAUUCUGACAGUGGAAACACCAAAGAUGUAAAAACUGAAGAAGCUGUCCCAAAAGAAACCAAACAGACGGAAUCAGCAAAAUCUGAUACAGCAAUAAAAUCAGAUGUCAAAGCUCUGGAGAAGACAGAGCAGGUCAAAGAAAACAGCGAGGAGGAAAAAAUAAACAUCAAAAGUCCCGGAGAAACAAAUAAAUAAGAGAUGAAAAGCAGAACCAAUGACAGCAAAGAAUGUUAAAAUAAGCAACCCUGAGGAAUGUAUUAUGAUUGCACGAUUAUCUUUAAUUAAGCAUAAAAUUUAGGAACUGCGACCUUAAAUAGGUGUUUGAUGCUUGUGUACUGUACACUGUAAUCUACAUGUACAGAGAAUGUGGAAAUAAUGAGGAAUGAACAAUCAUUUUUUGGUACAUCCCUUGCCAUGAUCAGUCAAAUGUAUGUAUGUAAAUCAGUGCAAUAAUAUAGAAUAAAUAUUUCAGCAUA
Paramisgurnus dabryanus is the source of this 5766-nucleotide messenger RNA. RefSeq lists its product as uncharacterized. Gene Ontology annotation, molecular function: structural constituent of postsynaptic intermediate filament cytoskeleton. Gene Ontology annotation, cellular component: neurofilament; axon. The record is from RefSeq and is a predicted model, not a curated record. NCBI's taxonomy places the organism in Eukaryota, Metazoa, Chordata, Actinopteri, Cypriniformes, Cobitidae. Gene Ontology annotation, biological process: intermediate filament bundle assembly; axon development.